GAGAGAUCAGUGAACACUGACUUCAGGACGUUACAGAACCAUGUUUCUCCUGAGCGUGAUGAUUGUGCUGCUCGCCGCGGCUCGGGCUCAAGAUAUAGAAAUCACAGACGAUGGUGUCAUUAUGACCUGCACUGGAGGAGAAAAUGGGAAAGUAGCAUGGACAAAGGAAAGCGUAGAUAUUGACAACAAAAUAGAAAAUAAUACGACCUUUCGUGUUCAAGCUGAUUCAGGAACAGGAAUAGCUGAAGGAUGGUACACUUGUAAAUAUAAUAAUAUCAUACAAACGUUCUACUUCAAAGUAAAAGUGUGUGAGAACUGCUUUGAGUUGAGCGGAGUGAUGGCGUGGGGCGUCAUGAUCGUAGAUGUAGUGAUCACAGGAGGAGUUAUACUCAUCAUCUACUUCUGUUCUGCCAGAAACAGUGACAGCACACCGAAGAAAGUAUCAAAUUCCCGACCAAUGAACCCUCCUCGACCUCCAAACCAGGACUAUGCGGCUCUGGAUCCCAAGAUGCGCAGCGGUGAUGCGUUGUACGCAGGCCUCAAUAAGUAGAGUCUGUUCAGACGUCUGGAUUACUGUAAAUCAAACUCUGGUGAUUCAUAGGGUUUCUUAAACGCUUGUUCCACUGUACA
Messenger RNA from Carassius carassius (crucian carp), 630 nucleotides. Its product is annotated as T-cell surface glycoprotein CD3 epsilon chain-like. The transcript is spliced from 5 exons. Gene Ontology annotation, biological process: positive thymic T cell selection; cell surface receptor signaling pathway. The record is from RefSeq and is a predicted model, not a curated record. Gene Ontology annotation, cellular component: external side of plasma membrane; alpha-beta T cell receptor complex. Bases 41 to 550 code for a protein of 169 amino acids. NCBI's taxonomy places the organism in Eukaryota, Metazoa, Chordata, Actinopteri, Cypriniformes, Cyprinidae. Gene Ontology annotation, molecular function: transmembrane signaling receptor activity.